Messenger RNA from Phragmites australis (common reed), 1718 nucleotides. Its product is annotated as COP9 signalosome complex subunit 1-like. Lineage: Eukaryota; Viridiplantae; Streptophyta; Magnoliopsida; Poales; Poaceae. The record is from RefSeq and is a predicted model, not a curated record. Gene Ontology annotation, cellular component: COP9 signalosome. Bases 93 to 1421 code for a protein of 442 amino acids. The transcript has 6 exons.
UUCGCGUCCCUUGUCGGCGUCGUCUCCGCGUCGAUCCGCCUCCCCUCCUCCCGCUCCCCUCGUCUAGGGUUUUGCUCCGAAUCCCCACCCGCAUGGACGUGGAGGGCGAGGUCCCCGCCGCGGCGGCAGCCGCGGUGGCGAACGGACUGGGCGGGGAGGAAGCCUCCCCGGCGCCGUUCUCCGCCGAGCAGCUGGACGUGGAGGCCUACGCCGCGCAGUACUCGGGGCGGACCCGCCUGGCGCGCCUCAUCUUCAUCGCAGAGAGGUGCGGGAUCGAGGCGAUGCGGCUCGACGCCCUGAGGAUGGCGUACGACGAGAUCAAGAGGGGAGAGGACACGCAGCUCCACCGCGACGUCGCCCUCAAAAUCAACGGCCGCCUCGGCACGCGAUAUGGGCUCGACCAGUCCUGGGUCGACACCGUCAGCCGCCGCGCCGUGCAGCGCAAGGAGAAGCUCGAGAACGAGCUCAACGGAUACAGGACCAACCUGAUAAAAGAGAGCAUCAGAAUGGGUUACAGUGACAUUGGUGAUUUCUUCUAUGCUCAUGGACAACUUUCAGAUGCCUUCAAAAGCUAUAUCAGGACACGGGACUAUUGUACCAGUUCCAAGCAUAUAGUUCAGAUGUGCAUGAAUGUGAUUCUUGUUAGCAUUGAGCUGGGGCAGUUUGCACAUGUUUUAAACUAUGUCAGUAAAGCAGAGCAAACCCCAGACUCUCCGGAUCCCAUCAUUGUCGCAAAGUUGCGAGCAGCUGCAGGAUUAGCCUACUUGGAAACAAAGAAAUACAAACUUUCUGCUCGUAAGUUUGUUGAGAUAGGACCUGAACUAGGAAACAACUACUCUGAAGUCAUAGCUCCGCAAGAUGUGGCUGUCUAUGGUGCCCUUUGCGCACUUGCUUCUUUUGACCGUUCAGACCUGAAGAGCAAAGUCAUUGACAACAUUAACUUCCGCAACUUUCUGGAGCUGGUGCCUGAAGUAAGGGAGCUGGUUAAUGAUUUUUAUGCAAGUCGCUAUGGAUCAUGCUUGGGGCAUCUUGAGAAGCUAAAGCCAAACCUGCUACUGGAUGUCCAUCUGCACGAGCAUGUAGAGACUCUGUACAUGGAUAUUCGCCACAAGGCCAUCAUACAGUAUACGAUUCCAUUUAUAUCUGUUGAUCUUAACACAAUGGCUGCUGCCUUCAAGACUUCUGUGUCCAUGUUGGAGAAGGAGCUGGCUGCUCUGAUCACCGAGAACAAAAUACAGGCCCGGAUAGACUCCCACAACAAGAUUCUUUACGCAAGGCAUGCUGACCAAAGAAACACAACUUUCCAACGUGUCCUCCAGACUGGCAACGAGUUCGAGAGAGAUGUUAAGUCUAUGCUUCUGAGAGCUAACCUCAUCAAGCAUGAUUACAACCAAAGGACUGGACAAAGGAAGAUGAUGUGAAUUCGUGAGCAAUGCUGCUAGCCUCUCCUUUUGGAAAUAUUUGUUCUGGACAUAAAGGUGCUGUGAUGAAUGGCGUGCAUGUUUCUCUAAAUGCCUAAUUUUUUUUUUAAUUUGCCGAAAUGUCUUGUUGAGGUUAUGGAUGUUUGAGCAUCUGGAGAUGUGCCGAUCUGUCAUGCUCGUCUCGUGAGCAACCUUCAGUUUGAACUCUUAAAGGCUUUGAGGUGGUGCAUACGAGUCCUGCCAGUAUUAAUCGGUGGCUCUUGAAUUAAACUUAUUUUGCUAGUGGUUUUACUUGGA